AUGCUCGGCGUCCUCGCGAUCGCGAGCAUGCUCGCGCCCGCCGUGGCGCAGUACGUGAACCCGUUCUCCCUUCGCAACCCCGACGUCUACUUCAACCUCUCCAUCCCGACGGUCUCGCCGUUCUUCACGUAUCGCGGCAACUGGAGCGACGGGGGCGCGCCGGGCCCGGUGACGCUGGGUCCGAGCUCGAACAUGUCGUUCUAUGGCUCGGGCACCGCCGCGUGGGUGUACACGCGGCGCGGGGCGGGCUCGGCGUCGCGCGGCCCACCCGGCGCCAUGCUCAGCUAUCCGGGGCGCACGAACGGGACCAACGCCGGCGGCGACGCAUGGGUCUUCGAUUUCCGCACCAAGCAAAUGGCGUUCACGUUCGCCCUCGUCGACAGCGUCCCGGCUGGCGACAGCCUCGUGCUCGACAGUGUAACCAUCGAAACGGGCAUGUACACUGAAGCCGGGAGCUGGGCGGACGUGCACUGCGUCACGGAGCCGUUCACGCGCAACGCCAGCCUGCCAUUCAGCUUCCAGGGAGGUGCGUGGUCGCACGACACGGAGACACCGCGGACGUGGGGUGGUGCGGUGAUUGCGCCGCUGCCGCAGAACACAAGCUAUGUGUGGGUGAACGCGUCCGCUGUCUCGGGCUCCAACAUGAACGCCAACUCGCUCAACGUCUUCAUGACCCGCGGCACGACGCCGCUCAACUUUCACCAAAUCACACUCAACUCGCUGCGCUCGUACACCGCCAAAGACGUGAUCGUGUACCAGGCGCCGCUGGACCCGACGGACCAGUACACCCUCACGCUGAGCGCGCCGGCGAACAAUCUGAUGAUGCUCAACUCGAUCACGUACUGCUCGUACUACAAGGACGGCAAGGUGCCGGCCGCGGCUAAGAAGAGCAACGCGGGGCUGAUCGGGGGAGUCGUAGGCGGCGUUGUCGGUGGCCUCCUCCUCCUAGGCCUGGUGGUAUUCAUCAUUCUCCGGCGCCGUCGUAGGCGCCAGCGCUCAGCAUCCCCGGACGCUUUCGUCGUGGACGAAAGCGCGGCUGUCCAGCCCGUGCCGGACAAGCGAAUGCUAGGCUCUAUGGCUGUGCCGCGGAGCAGCAGCCCCACGCAGCUGGCAGAAUCGUCCGACCUUGACGCCGAGUAUGAGGCCAAGCUGCACAGCCUGGCGAACGGAGGAUCACGCGCAUCGCGUACGCUGAGCGGGGACACGCGGCACACGACCGCGGACGGCACGGUUAGCGGCGACUCGUACGGCGCCGGCCGAGGCAUGAGCGGCGACCGGACGAUUAGCACCGACUCGUAUCUCAGCGUGGGACAGGGGCGGGGCAUGAGCGGCGACUCGAGCGUGUCGGCGAGUACGGAGCGGCAGAAGUCGCAGGACGGGGACGGGCGUCCGCGCCGCCCGCGCAGGCCACGGCGCACCCGCCAUAUCGUCGAGCAUGCGGAGGACGCGGGCGAGGUGCAUGAUGAGCACGAGCGCGAAGAGGAGGUAGUGGUUGAGGUGCUUCCGCCACAGUACCGGCCGGAGUGGGAGCAGCGGCGGCGCCCGACCGUGGAGGGAGAGCAGCAACAGCAGCAGCAACAACAGCAGCCGUAG
Molecule: messenger RNA, 1593 nt
Organism: Cutaneotrichosporon oleaginosum
Lineage: Eukaryota; Fungi; Basidiomycota; Tremellomycetes; Trichosporonales; Trichosporonaceae
Source: RefSeq, a predicted model, not a curated record